This is a messenger RNA of Fopius arisanus, 774 nucleotides long. RefSeq names its product predicted GPI-anchored protein 58. The record is from RefSeq and is a predicted model, not a curated record. The transcript has 3 exons. NCBI's taxonomy places the organism in Eukaryota, Metazoa, Arthropoda, Insecta, Hymenoptera, Braconidae. Bases 1 to 753 code for a protein of 250 amino acids.
AUGUCUGUGGAUGCUGACCAACCAACAAAUCCCGACACCAUCUCACCUGAUGUCAGUGAAAACGUGGAUGAUUCGCCAGAGAGUUCAGCACCUGUGGGGAAGGGGAUGGUAGACUCUCCCGCAAGCCCGGACCCCGAGUCUCCAGAGAGUCCAGCAGCUGUAGAGAAGCCGACUGUAGACUCUCCGGCAAGCCCGGACCCCGAGUGUCCAGAGAGUCCAGCAGCUGUGGAGAAGCCGACUGUGGACUCUCCAGCAAGCCCGGACCCCGAGUCUCCAGAGAGCCCAGCACCAGAGGAGAAAGGACUUGUAGACUCUCCGGAGAGCCCAGCACCUGAGGACUCUAAUUCAAUGGAGAUGGAUCCACCUGACUCUACUAUAUCAGACGUAGCACCAGUGAUUCCAGUGAAUGUUGAGACUGCACCACCCAAUUCAGCGGAUGACACAGAACCAUUUGUUCGAGUGGAGGAAGCUGCCUGUCCACCAGCAGAUGAUGAUGAUAAUGAUGAUAUGGAACCUGUUCGAAUUUUCGUGCCCGAAGAAUGGGAAGGUGUGAUGUCUGAAAGAGCUAUGAUGAAAAAGCUGAGAGAAAUCAUUAAUCGUCAUUAUAAAGUUGGUGGAACUUUUGUCACAAUGGGAGAUGUUCGAGCCAAGCUGAUCUUCUGUCCUCAUGGAAAUAUUUACUUUCGACCAAUGGGAUCAUUUAAACAUCCCAACCGAUUGUCAACCAAUAUUAAAAUCUAUCCAGAGUUGUAAUUUCCGAGGGAGAAUUAUUUU